Messenger RNA from Emiliania huxleyi CCMP1516, 654 nucleotides. RefSeq lists its product as hypothetical. The transcript has a single exon. The record is from RefSeq and is a predicted model, not a curated record. The coding region runs from base 1 to 654 and encodes 217 amino acids. NCBI's taxonomy places the organism in Eukaryota, Haptophyta, Isochrysidales, Noelaerhabdaceae.
AUGGCGGCGGUGUCGAUUGCGGCGACGGUCGUUCAGUCGUUCAGCGCUCAGGCGUCUGUCGUCUGUCGACUGUUGUCGCAUUUCGCACACGAGCGCGCCGCGCGACCCGCGUCGCUCCGCGAGGGCAUGAGCCUUCCGCGAUUCGAUCCCGCAGCCAAAAGCUGCUCGCUCGAACCGCGGCCGACUCUGCCAUCGCGGCUGCAGCUGUUGAGCGCUCCAGAAGACUGGUGCCUGAUAUGCUGCCUCCCUGCGGAUGCUGCCGGCGAGCCUGGCGGUCCGCUGGACUACAAGGAAGUGUUGACUCGAUGCCCCCCCGCAAUCUUCUACCCCCACGAAUCGGAACGCGAAUGUGACAGGACCAUCGGGUCCUUCGGCCACCAAAGCGAGAUCACCCGAGAGCAGCUGAGUCUGCCUCUGGGGGCCUCGCCUCCGUCUCCUUCAGGCAUUCGUGGCAUCCUAUGGGUCGUCCAGAGUAUCGACCUCUGGCGAGUCAGCCGCGGUCACUUGAUGACCCCCAUCAAGUACAGCGAUCGCCAUCUCGCUGGCCUCUCCGCAAGGCCCCCCGACCGCGUCGAACUCAACAGCGCGGGCUCUCUCGGCUACGGGACCACCCCUGUGUCAGUGUGCCUUGUGGUUGCGAGAGACUGCCAGUGA